Molecule: messenger RNA, 5053 nt
Organism: Xyrauchen texanus (razorback sucker)
Lineage: Eukaryota; Metazoa; Chordata; Actinopteri; Cypriniformes; Catostomidae
Product: glutamate decarboxylase 2-like
Exons: 16
Coding region: 556-2304 (582 amino acids)
Biological process (GO): GABA shunt
Cellular component (GO): cytoplasm
Molecular function (GO): pyridoxal phosphate binding; glutamate decarboxylase activity
Source: RefSeq, a predicted model, not a curated record
CUUAUCUAUUCCACACAAAGCUAUUAUUACCACUAUUACCAUACUUUUAUUAUUAUUAUUAUUAUUAUUAUUAUUAUUAUUAUUUAUUUUUAUUUAUUUACUUAUUUUAUGCUAGACAGGUAACGAAUUGCUAAAAGAUCAUUUUUAUGCAUGUUCUACGCACCCCCAACUUGCAUUUGCAGCAGAGUUAUGUGACAGAGAAUGAGAGCCAUUGGAUGCCUGCGUUUCCAUCAGUGCCAGUGUUUCUCCGUGAGGUCAGUGACAGACUCCGACUGCUCCAAAUCAUUGCGCGCACAGCGCACCAACUGAACAUAGACACUCCGUCUCUGCUGUUCUCUUUCUGUGGAAUCUGAACAUCUUUAAUGAACAUCUUAUCACGAUUUGAAGCGUCUGGACCCGUGUGAUUGUAAAUACAUUACUUGCGCAAUUGGAUUCUCAGGCGAACAGGACAGAUUCAGCACCACGGCUGCGGACAGCUCCCGUUCCCCCGUGACGCGCGUCUGGAUGGCCGCUGAUCGCCUCGCUCUUUCGCCGCUCUGAUCCGCUCUGUUCGCGAUGGCAUCACACGGGUUUUGGUUUAAGGGUGAAAACGCAGCUGGAAGCCCCAGCCAAAGUCCCACCACCACCAGAGCUUGGUGUCAGGCGGCGGCCCAGAAAUUCACCGGAGGCAUCGGCUCCAAAUUAUGUGCUUUGUUAAAUGUGGGAGAGGCUGAGAAAGCAGCUCAAGCCCCAAUUAAAGCCGAAGAUGAGCCAACAGAGGAGAACUGCGGCUGUAAUAAACCCUGUAACUGCCCCAAACCCAGCCUGUGCUUCUCUGAUCUCUAUUCAACAGAUCUUUUACCUGCAUUAAACGGGGACGCGAAGACUAUGAAUUUUCUGCAGGAGGUUGUGGAUAUAUUGCUGGCUUAUAUAGUGGAAUCUUUUGACCGGUCAACGAAAGUGAUCGAUUUUCACUAUCCUAAUGAAUUGCUUCAAAGGAAUAAUUGGGAGCUUUCGGAUGAACCCGAGACUUUAGAUGAUAUUCUGAUCAGCUGUCGCGCUACACUGAAAUACGCCAUAAAGACCGCACACCCUAGGUAUUUCAAUCAGCUCUCCACUGGAUUAGACAUGGUUGGUCUGGCGGCAGAUUGGCUGACGUCCACUGCCAACACCAAUAUGUUCACCUAUGAGGUGGCGCCAGUCUUUGUGCUGUUGGAAUACGUCACGCUGAAGAAGAUGAGAGAGAUCAUUGGCUGGGAGGACGGCCACGGCGAUGGAAUAUUCUCUCCGGGUGGCGCCAUUUCCAACAUGUAUGCCAUGUUGCUGGCUCGCUAUAAGAUGUUUCCAGAGGUGAAGGAGAAAGGAAUGUCAUCCGUUCCAAGACUGGUUGCUUUCACAUCUGAGCAUAGCCAUUUUUCAAUCAAGAAAGGAGCUGCAGCGCUUGGAAUCGGUACAGAAAGCGUCAUCUGUAUUAAAGUCGAUGAAAGGGGUAAGAUGAUUCCUUCUGACCUUGAGAGGAGAAUAGUUGAAGCCAAGCAGAAGGGAUACGUGCCGUUUUUUGUCAGUGCUACGGCCGGUACCACGGUUUAUGGGGCUUUUGAUCCUCUAAUCGCAAUAGCGGACAUCUGUAAGAAGUAUGAUGUCUGGAUGCAUGUGGAUGGAGCAUGGGGUGGAAGUUUGCUGAUGUCCCAGAAACACAGGUGGAAGCUCAAUGGAGUUGAGAGAGCUAAUUCCAUGACCUGGAACCCUCAUAAAAUGAUGGCUGUGCCCCUGCAGUGCUCUGCUCUGCUGGUUAGAGAGGAGGGACUGAUGCAGGGCUGCAAUCAGAUGCAGGCGUGUUAUCUCUUCCAGCAGGACAAGCACUAUGACCUGUCCUACGACACGGGGGACAAAGCCCUGCAGUGCGGACGCCAUGUGGACAUUUUCAAACUAUGGCUGAUGUGGAGAGCAAAGGGCACUAUUGGUUUUGAGGCUCAAAUUGAUAAAUGUUUGGAGCUGUCAGAAUAUCUCUACAACAAGAUCAAGGACAGGGAAGGAUAUGAGAUGGUCUUUAAUGGAAAGCCUCAGCAUACUAAUGUGUGUUUCUGGUAUCUUCCGCCGGGCGUACGCUACCUGGAGGACAAAGUGGAGAGAAUGAAGCGUCUGCACAAGGUCGCCCCAGUAAUCAAAGCCCGAAUGAUGGAGUACGGAACAACCAUGGUGAGCUAUCAGCCGCAGGGAGACAAGGUCAACUUCUUCCGUAUGGUCAUCUCUAACCCAGCUGCUACCUUUGAAGACAUUGACUUCCUCAUUGAAGAGAUUGAGCGACUGGGACAGGACCUUUAAAAACUCACAGCACCAAAACCUCUUAUUCUUGUGUCCCUGGAUGGAUCAGCUAUUUGUUGUGAAUGUAACGGUAACUCUUUGAUUCCUCUCCUCCAAAGUCACAUAAAAAAAAUAAGACAUGAAAAUAUCUAGUAUUUUAGUAUUGUAGUGUUGUUGUGGGCUUCAUGGUCCAAAGCCCUGUUAAAGUGUUAAUGUCUGCUUUAACUGUCUUAGUGUCUUAAACAAAACUUUGUUUGUUUACACGUGUUUAGUGAGAAUUUGAUGAGUCAAUCACUUCUAUUCAGUGCAAGUCAUUCCUGAGUUUCUGUUUGAUCAGUUAUUCAAAGUGCCAGACAACAUUAAUCUAUAUGAUUAUAUUAUGAGAUUUGAUUUGUCAAGCUUUUUGCCAUUUGAAGAGAUUUUCAAAGAAACAACUUCAGUUACUUAAAUUGGGUUAGUUAUUGAAAGAAAGAAAAAACACAUUUAUACAAUAUAAUAUUAUAAUAUAAAUAAAAUGUCUGUCAUCAUUCAACAGUUAUAUUGAUAAGAAGCCACCAGCAUCUAUACAGAAAAAUAAUGCUCUGUAAACAUGAUAUUUCAAUAUAGAAAGUCAGCAAAACUAAAAAUGGAUGGGCCAAAUUUUCCUUAACAACAAAAAGUUGAUGCAUUCAAACAAUUCGUUCACACUUUCAGAAAUGUGAAUUUAUGCAUUUUUGAAAUGAUUUUAUAAAUAUUCAGGGUGGCCUCCGUGUCUAAUUUGGGUGGACCCAGGCCCACCCCUUUCCACCCUUGGCUACGCCACUGGCGAGAGUAAAUCUAGCCAAACAAACCAUUUCAUGGUAUAUAAAUAGUUGAGUAUCACACUGGCAGAAAAUACAAUUAGCUGAUUUUUGGAUGUCUGGAUUGGUGUCUACAGUUGAUAAUCUGUGGAUGGCAAGGAACCAUUAUGUCAAAUUAGAAAAACUAAAUCAAGCAUUUGUUCUGCACUAUCAUUUAAUAAUAUCCCUUGUAAAGAAAAAAUGCACAUGCACAUUUAUAUGAACAGAGUACAUUACAUGAUGCAGUAUUAUGUUGAAAUGUAGUCAGAUUUACAUAGUCUAAACAGCUUUAUUACAUAAUAACAAUAGAUUUAUUCAUUCAUGUAAUUAUUUAGAUUUGUUAUAGAGAAUUCUAGCUACUGUAUUUCAGGGUAAUAACAGAGCUAAUAUCUGAAUUUAAUGUUCUGUUUAAAUUCAAAGAAAAUAAGCAUAAGGGUUCUGCCCUGUGUGUAAAUAGACUUUCAGAUGUUCCUGAUGAAGUUCAUAUCUAUGUGAAUACAUCCAUGUACUGUAUAUAAGGCAGAAUCUAUUUGUGUGGUAAAUAAUAUUAUUUUCUCUAUUAAAAUAAUAAUAAUAAUAAUAAUCAGAAAUAGUAGAUAUAUUCUGCUUGUGUGUGCGUGUGUCAGAUACAUGAUGUAAGUGUUGUUAAUGCAGAGAUAAAUGUAUGAAGGAUAUGGCUUUAAAUACUUUAGAAUCCACUACAUUUUAAUAUACUAACAAUAAAUUAUAAUUAUUAUUGAGACAUUUCUGUGGUUAUGAAAGCCAUUUCUGAACCAAUGCUGGUUGUAUUUGUGCCCAAGUGAUAAACUUGAUAUCUUGUGCCAAUUUGUAUUUAUGUGUGUUUGUAACUGUAUUGCCUUAGUAUUUAUUGCAGUAUUGUCUAGUUCUCCUAAAGAGGAGCUUGUGCACUUUAGCAUAUACAGUAUGAUGAUCUGUCCAAUGGUUGUUCUUAGUUGGAUGUUAUAAGAAAUCAAGCGUUGUCUGAAUGUUUCCCAGCUUGGACUUUCAUUUGAGAGUUGCUUUAUAGCUGAAAUCUUUAGUAGACUCUCAAAUGCUAAUGCUAAUGCUACUACAUGUAUCCCAACAGAAUGAAAGAGGCAAAGAAUGCUAAUUUCGUCAGAACCUUUGAGAUUUGAGCAUUAUAUCUGUCCCUUUUCAGGGUUGGCAAGCUGUGUGUGUAAAGCUCUUAUAAUCACGACAAAUGCAUUGACAUCUCACUGUGGUAGUCUUGAAAUGCUCGCAGACGUUUUCUCCGCUGCUGCUACAAACCUGCUCUCUUUGCACGUGCAUGAACGCCUUGCCUUCAGAGCUUGUGAAAUACAAUCCCAAAUAUAUAAAGUGCAACCCGUGUUAGUUUUAGUGUGCAAUAUGGAUAUCUUAGCUUCAACUAUAGUACUCUGUUGCUAGCUUGCUCGCUGUGUUAGCAUUACCCGACGUAUUAAUCUGCUAAGCAAGCAUGUUCAAUGUGGCUAGAAGUUGUAUGCUUUUGCGACAAUAAUCUCUAUCUUUCUCUCUGUCUCUUGCUUUGUCUUCCGCAGCUUUAAUAUUAGUGUGUUGGUUCUCGGCAUGCCUCGAUAUACUGUAAGCAUUUUUGACGUCUCAAUGUCUCUAUCUCUAUCGCUCUAUCUUCUCUCUAUGUCUUUCUCUCGAGCUUUGCCCUGUAGCAUCCGUCAGAUCUUUAUGAGCAGUGCUUUAUCCGCUGUUUCACGGCUACCCAAUCAGUUUGUCAUGAGCCCAACUGAACAGGGUAACAACAUGACCAGGUGAAUUCAGUUUGUUUUCUUUCUCACCCAACAUUGUUUGAAAGAAAUAUGUUUCAUUGAGGAACUGACGUUAAGAAGAAAGUUAAAAACUGGUAUAUAUAACAUGUAUAGUGAGGCAGACAACAGACCCUCUUUAAAAAUCCAGUUCUCUUGAAAUGUGUUUUACUUUCAUGGGACAAUACCAAUAAA